Messenger RNA from Verticillium dahliae VdLs.17, 2755 nucleotides. RefSeq lists its product as uncharacterized. The transcript is spliced from 6 exons. The record is from RefSeq and is a predicted model, not a curated record. The coding region runs from base 103 to 1905 and encodes 600 amino acids. NCBI's taxonomy places the organism in Eukaryota, Fungi, Ascomycota, Sordariomycetes, Glomerellales, Plectosphaerellaceae.
GCGUAUGGAAUUGUCAAUUUGGAUUGCCUUGUUGAAAGAUCCAAGUGGUCGCUGAGGUGUUUGUUUCGCCCGUGUGUGCUGCCCAAGUCUUCAACACACAUCAUGUCGAGCGCUACACCUCCCCUCAUCAUUCUCAUCCUGUCAAAUAUCAUCACACCGGUUCUAUCUCACGACAACGGCCAUGACGCUGCCACGAUGAGCGAUGGUGGCUCACAUACUGAGGCGUUGCCUCCAAGUUAUUUCGACCUGGCAGACCACGCUGCAGCCAUGUAUGCGCAUAUCACGCUAAUGGUGGUAGCAUGGGUGCUCGUGCUUCCCCUUGCCGUGAUGCUAUCUCUUGCCCGUUCGAGAUAUACGCUUGCUUCGCAAUCCGUAUUCCUGGCCUUCAACGCGCUGGGCGUUUUGGUUGGCGCCAUCUAUAAUGCUGCGACACCGGACUUGUACCCCAACAACGCCCAUCACAAGGCCGGCUGGGUGUUCACCUGGAUCGCUCUGGCGCAGGUUUGCAUCGGGCUUUUUGGCCGCACCACGCGGUACUUCAGGGUUCGCCUACACACUCGCGAAGCAAGCUCCGAUACAGUAUAUCAGGCCGUGACUUCUGAGUUUAUCGAGUCCGUGGGGGACAACUGCCAGCAUUAUGGGCUCCAAUGUUCACGAGGUUGCCGCUUAUCACACGACAGUGGCCAAGGCACGGAGCCCGACAUUGACUCACUGAGUGGCCGGUCUGACGCUGCCAUAUUGCCUCCGGUAUCACUGCCUUUUUCAGACCAAGGGCAUGAGGACGAAAGUGAAGGAGAAUAUGACUCUGCAAAUCGACGCCCGAUGCGAUUCUUAUGGGACGCAAGUCGGAGCUCCCCACGCUGGUUUCGAUUGAUAUUGGAUUCGCUGUUAUCACGGGCCUGGAAAUGCUGUUUGGUGAUUUACGAUGUUCUGGACAGAACCAUCUUAAUCCUGGGGUUCAUCGGACUGACUUCGGGUGCAGCGGCCUACGGGCGUCUCUUUGAAGGUCGAGCAAUAUACGGUGGCAUGGCUCACUGGAUCAAGGGCGGCGUAUUCUUCUGGCUUGGAAUCUUCACCUUGGGACGUUGGUCCGGCAGUUUUGGCAAACUCGGCUGGGCAUGGAACGCCCGCGCUGGAGGAUCACAAGACAAGUGGUAUCCCUCUGCCGAACUUGUGGAGAGCGCUCUGAUAUUCUCCUAUGGAGCAACAAAUGUCUUUCUAGAGCACCUUAGUAGCACGGACAAGACUUGGACACCGCGAGACCUAGAACAUGUUUCCAUCACGAUUCUAUUUAUCGGUGGAGGCCUUCUCGGUGUGCUUGUUGAAUCGACUCGUGCGAGAGAUCUCUUGUAUACAACAGGCACAGAGGUUGCUUUUCCUGCCCACGAGGCAACACGGAUGGACGGAGAAAGGACAGAGAAACAGAAUGCUGCCGAGCCGCCGAAGCAUUAUGACUUUUCGAUUAAUCCCGUCCCCGCCCUUGUCAUUCUGCUGCUGGGCACGACCAUGAGCUCGCAUCACCAGAGCACCAUGGAUUCAACUAUGAUGCACAAGCAAUGGGGCAAUCUUCUUACCGGUGCCUCCAUAGCCCGUGGCUUUACCUAUGUCUUGGUGUAUCUCAAACCGCCGAGAUCGAUCCUGCCGUCGAGGCCACCGACGGAGCUUGUGACUUCAUUCUGCCUCAUCACCGGAGGUAUCAUCUUCAUGGCUAGCAGCACUGACACUGUCGAGGGGCUACGUCACUAUAAUUUGGAUGCCAUGUUUGUAUAUACCGUCGUAACCGGCAUUGUUGGCUUGUUGAUGGCGUGGGUUAUCAUCGUGCUUGCUGUUAAGGGUGCUGCUGUUCGCCAGCAGAGGAGGGCCCAAACCUCUGCACGGACGUCUAACGAGCGACAGGGUGUAUGACAGACACCUUAAGGAAAUGCAGCGGAGGUUCCGUCUUUCCUCAGAUAGACCGUAUUCCUUCCAAUUGAUCUGGCUGGUUGUUGCAUAGCUAAUCCAUACCCUCUUCUUUACUUUCAUAAUCGAAUAGAGUGUUGUAAUCAUGAGCUGGUUGACGGCUAUUGUCUCAAAGCCAGCCAGAUGCGAAGGGAGGGUCGCCCAAGCGACCCUAAUGUGCCCUUUGGUUUGUCCUCCACGAAGACUCCAUCGACGCAUGAUGUUUGGAGAGCUGCUGCCGGCACAUCGUGGUGAUGCCAUUGAAGAGUGAGAUCUGAUGAAGGCACCACAGCCGUAUUGCCGCUGCACCCAAAUACGACAAGAUUGGCAGCAGCCAUGGACGGCCAUCGUUCAGUCUGAGAACACAAAAUAUCGCGUCCAAGACGUUGUGAGCUGAGACCAGACGCAUUGGUAUCUGUAGAGGACUCAUGACCGACCAUCGCUCUUCUUGCCUUUUCGCUUCUUACCGCCACUUUCAGGAACAGCCUCUCUAUCGUCUGCCCUAAUCUCCUCCUCGGCCGCCAUGGAUCUUACGACCCGCGUCUUGUCGACAUCGGAAUAGAGAGCUACGCCCUGCUGCAGCGCAUGAACGAGAAACUGAACUGAGUCAGACUUGAAGUCGUCGGCCUUCCGGGCCUUGUCGAGGUCCUGCGCGAACUCCUGGGUUGUGCGCUGCAGGUAGAAGGUAUUGAACUCUGCGUCUGCUGCGGAGGCCAUGGCAGCUGAGUGGUAAAAGAAAAGGCCAGUUACUCGAAUGUGAGGAAUUCAGAGGAUGUACGUUCCAGGGGCUGCGACAUGUGUAAAGAGCUUGCGCUGC